Molecule: messenger RNA, 1104 nt
Organism: Dovyalis caffra
Lineage: Eukaryota; Viridiplantae; Streptophyta; Magnoliopsida; Malpighiales; Salicaceae
Source: the annotation of a GenBank genome assembly
AUGGAGGAUAAAGGGUGUUACAAUCACGGACCAACUCAGGAGAUUUCAAAUAGCAAUGCAAUUAGUUUUGAGUUCCAUAAAGGCAAUGGAGCUAGCCGCAGUGGUCAUCACCGAACAGCUUUAGGCAAACCAACACCAUCCAAAUGGGAUGAUGCACAAAAAUGGCUAGUGGGAUUGUCAAGAGGAGGGGGAGGAGAUAGAAAAGAAAGCAAGCCAAGAAACUCAAAUGCCGACGAUAGGAGACUUAUAGCUCCGGUUCCUCAGAUGGAACAGGACUAUUCAAGUGGAGAAGAUGAAGCUGAAGGAAAAGCAGCAAACGGGUGUUCUAUUUCAAUCACAAAUCAAUAUGAAGUGGAAACAAAGAAGGUCGAUUGUGAUGAGUCAGUAUGGAGAAUUAAUAAGCCUGUGCAGAACUCAACGGUGACUGCUGUUAGAUCAGUCUGUGUUAGGGACAUGGGGACUGAGAUGACCCCCAUAGCAAGCCAAGAGCCUUCAAGAACAGCAACACCUAUUAGAGCUACUACACCGGCGGCGAGGAGUCCUAUAUCUUCAGGAUCUUCCACCCCGAUAAGGGUCCAGCAUGGGUUGCAGGGCAACGAAGGCUAUCAAACAGGUUUAGCAAUGAAUGAAAGUAGAGUUGAGGCUAGUUCUGAUCCCAGAGGGGUUAGUGCAGCAACAAGGCACUAUGGACAAAAAUCUAAUGGUUCUAGGAUACCUGAGAAUAUGGAUUCAGAUCAAGCAAGAAAGAUGAAUGCUCUAGAAACCAGAGCCAUGGCUUGGGAUGAAGCAGAGCGAGCCAAAUACAUGGCAAGGUAUAAGCGUGAAGAGGUGAAGAUCCAAGCCUGGGAAAAUCAUGAGAAGAGGAAAGCCGAAAUGGAAAUGAGGAAAAUGGAGGUGAAGGCUGAGAGGCUGAAAGCUCGAGCACAAGAACGAUUGGCAAACAAACUGGCCUCGACUAAGAGAAUAGCUGAAGAGAAACGUACAAAUGCGGAGGCCCAAAUGAAUGAGAAAGCUGUUAAGACUUCUGAGAAGGCAGAUUAUAUAAGAAGGACUGGGCACUUGCCCUCUUCAUUCUCCUUCAAGUUACCAUCCCUGUGCUGGUAG